Molecule: messenger RNA, 2169 nt
Organism: Syzygium oleosum
Lineage: Eukaryota; Viridiplantae; Streptophyta; Magnoliopsida; Myrtales; Myrtaceae
Product: VAN3-binding protein
Exons: 7
Coding region: 714-1946 (410 amino acids)
Biological process (GO): leaf vascular tissue pattern formation; auxin-activated signaling pathway; phloem or xylem histogenesis
Source: RefSeq, a predicted model, not a curated record
UUCAUGCACAGCGACUUUUGGUCGGCAUUGCACGCACUCUUUUGGGACUAGACCCAAUCCCCCGAAAGCCAUUGAUCUCGUUACCCGCAAAGCAUCAUGCAAACCCGCCAUUAAUUUAACGCAUCGCUCCGAGUUGUCUGCUUCUCGCACUGAUGUUCCCCUUAAUCAAAUGUUUUGUGACGGACACCCGCCCGUUUGGUUGUACCGUCGUGAUGAAACAGCCCCCGCUAAUCCUGGGUGCGUCCUUAGUUUAUGUUCCUUGAUUUGGAAGUUUAAUCGCCCGUUUCGAGUUUCGCGAAGCGGGUUUUGUCUGGUUCACCCGACCUUAAUCCGGGGCCGUUUCAAAGCACGAGAAAUUGAUUUGUUCCUCCUGCUCAUCUGUUCCUUCGUUCCCUGUUUCUGGCCAUGUUUGUUUAUGCAUAUAUAAAGGGUUGAGUCUUUUCUUGCUUUGAGAGAUGGUGCGUGACAUGAGUGAUUGCUGAGAAGCCGCUUGGUUCAUACGUCUGUGAGGACCAUUUCAUGUGUUUGGGUCUCUUUCUCGAGCUUUUCAUGUGCGAAUGAAAAGGAGUCUCCUUUCUCUCGAUCAGGUUAGGCUCCACAUUCACAUGCGAAGAAUAAGGAGGAGUGGCUGAAGCAGUCUGAAUUGCAGUUGGCGAAAGCUAUAUGGUUCUCAGAAGAAAGACAAACAAAAAGGCAUAACUUUCAGGAUUGUUAUGGAUGGUGUGCAUCAGUUCAGUUGGAAGUUCAACUCUUCACUCAAGCUGGAAAACGUGGAAGAGGAUGAGGAACUGAAAGGAGCGUCUUCGUUGCCAUCAGUGCCUCAACCACAGACGCCGAAGGAGCCGAUGGAGUUCUUGUCGAGGUCGUGGAGCCUUUCCCCAUCGGAGGUUUCAAAAGCUCUGGCUCACAGAAAGAACGACAUACACACAAUACAAAACGAGAACCUCAAUACAUGUCCACAGCCACAGGCACCUGUUGCUCCUCAACUUCUUGCGGCAAAGGUUAUGAAUUCAGUUCAUGCUAGGAGGACGGGGUCUUUUGGGAAAUGGUUCCACCACCACCUCCACCACCACCUCCAUCACCACCACCACCAGCACCAUGGUCAUAAGGAGCACGAUAGGAACGCGAUGAAGAAGAAAGAGAGCAUGCGCAUGGAAAAUGCGCAUGUGCAUUCAGCUAUUUCUAUUGCCGGGCUAGCUGCCGGUUUGGCUGCUGUGGCUGCAGCACAAAGCUCCAAUUCAGAUUCAAAGAUGAGUGCGGCUUUGGCCUCAGCCUCAGAACUACUAGCAUCACAUUGCGUUGAACUAGCUGAACAAGCCGGAGCUGAGCAUGAUCGAGUGGCAUCUGUUGUCCAAUCAGCUGUGGACAUACAUAGUGCGGGAGAUCUCGUGACUCUCACAGCAGCCGCCGCUACAGCUUUGAGAGGAGAAGCGGCGCUGAAAGUAAGAAGGAGAAACGAAGCAAAGAGGAACGCAGCGAUAAGUCCCUAUGAUAAGGGAAUGACAGAACCAUAUACCAUCAUGACUCUUAGCAGCCACAUUGAAGAAAGCAGUACUCCAUGCGAAGGCGAACUUUGGCAGCACACAACAAAAGGAUUAUUUCAAAUGAAGCAUGCGUCUGUGUACAUUAACAAGAACUCCCAGGUCAUUCUUAAGCUAAAGAGCAAGCACAUUGGAGGAGCAUUCUCGACGAACAGUAAAUGCAUAGUUUAUGGCUUAUGCGAUGAGAAUUCCGCCUGGCCAUACAGAACAGAAAGAGACAACCCCGAAGAAGUCUUCUUUGGUCUUAGAACUGCACAGGGUUUUCUAGAGUUCAAGUGCAAGAAUCAGGCCCAUAAGCAGAGAUGGGUUGAUGCAAUACACAACCUUCUUCGUCAUGGUAACUGGGUUGAAGCUGCUGAGUGCUCUCCAGAGCUUCUAAAAAUCAGUAAGAGCAUCAGUAUAUGAGUUUUUGAUGGCGUCUGUUCCAGAAACAGGACAUGAAGAAACUCCAUUAAUGAAAUCAGGAGUCUGAAUUGGAUGCCUGUUUAUCUUUUGACAGUAAAUAUCUUUUUCCCCUCUUCCGAUGUCCUAAUGCAUGUAGAAAAAGCAAGAUAACUGUCCGCACAAGCUUUGAGCACUGUACUUGGAUACUUCUCAGGAGCAUGGUAUUAAGAAACACUUUUUGGUA